CUUCGGCUCGAUCUCGAGCUAGAAACCACCGAAGCUGGCAACAAACAGAUGCAACUCAUCUCGGAGACAAAUCGAAACACAAGUCAACAGAUCGUGCUCGCUAGGGAGACCUCCGAACUGGCCAGCCAACAACUUGCCCUGAACAGAGAGACCCAUGAAGCGGUCCGGCAACAGCUCUUGCUCAUCCAAUAA
This is a messenger RNA of Cladophialophora immunda, 192 nucleotides long. RefSeq lists its product as uncharacterized. Lineage: Eukaryota; Fungi; Ascomycota; Eurotiomycetes; Chaetothyriales; Herpotrichiellaceae. The transcript has a single exon. The annotation marks the transcript as partial. The record is from RefSeq and is a predicted model, not a curated record.